GGCUGUGGCGGCCAUUUUGGAGCGGAUCGCGGGGCCGGAGGGAGCACGGAGACUCCACCUCCUCCCCCCCUUACCCCCCCACCCCCGCCAUGGCGGCUUCGCUCGAUACCGGCGCCCGCGCGGAGGGAACCGGACAUGAGAAACAGGACACGCAAGAGAAGGAAACGGUCACCCCUGAGAGAGCAGAAGAAGUGAAACUGAAGGCCAAAUACCCCAACCUAGGCCAGAAGCCCGGAGGCUCCGACUUCCUCAUGAAGAGGCUGCAGAAAGGGCAAAAAUACUUUGAUUCUGGUGACUACAACAUGGCCAAGGCAAAGAUGAAGAACAAGCAGUUGCCGAGCGCGGGGCCAGACAAGAACCUGGUGACAGGAGACCACAUACCCACACCGCAGGACCUCCCGCAGAGGAAAUCCUCGCUUGUCACCAGCAAGCUGGCAGGGUAACCUGCAUUCACCAGAUGUUUUUUUUUCCCUUGUUUUCUUUUUCCUUUCGGCUAAACGGAUUGAACUUCACUGUACCAUAGAGAUGGAAGCACCAGAAUUCACAUAGUUAUUUGAGUAUUUACAGCGAACAUGCUCCAAAACCGAGAAGGCAGGCAAGAGGUGUCGGUAGCCUGGGAUGCAGAGGCAGAUUGGCUUGGGCUAUUCCUUUUAGCGAGUCGGCAGCGACCUUAACUUUCAUGCUGUUUGAAACCAUCCUUGCUUGCAGAGCCACUGAAGCGCUGCUGGGAUUGUUGAGAAGCAAGCUUGGAGGAGUCUCUUGGCAGCAGCGAGGAGAGCUCAGGGCUGUGGCAGGUUGCUUUUCAAACGUAGAGGAAGAACUGGCUGAACCAAAUGUGUGAUGUGUGCUCUGGAGGUUUAGUUAGGUGUGUGCGUUAGAGCUUCUAAGCUAAGAAAUUAGCUGGUAUGCAAAAGAUGACGUGGCCGUGCUGCUGGGCUGAGCUGCCUGGGGUCUGUCCCCUGCUCCUACAAAGCAUCGGAGCUCACAGGAGGGAACAACUUGUCCAUUGGCUGCAGGAGAGGGGCCGGGCAGCGUUCGAAAUGCUUUUCAGGGCUUGGAGCUGCAACAAGGAGGUGGCGGGUAGUGGCCCACAGCAGCCCCAUCCCAGCAUAGCUGUGACUGAGGGACCCAGUGUGAUGCUUGCAGGUGCCCCAGAGCGUUUGGGGAUGGUUUCUCUCUCCGAUCAGCUUUGGGCUGCGAGGUGGCUGCUCUCCUGGCUGCCAGGAGGGUGGCAGGAGAGGGUGAGUUGGAUCCCACCAGCAGUGAGACGCUUGGCCAGCAGCAGCGCGUGGCCAGGCAGGCAGAGCCCAGUCUGGACACCUGCAGCCCCUGCCUGAUGCCCCGACUUUGGUUCUUGCAAUGUGAGGACCGACAGCAGCCAAGGAGAUGGAUGUGAGAUGUUGAUCUCUGGAGCGGGAGAGGCAAGACUGGGAAUAACCACCCUGGAAGGGAAAAAAACUCCAGAGACCGACAUUGUGGAGAGUAGGAAGAGAGGAGUGCAGAGGCAAACCGGUGCUGACAGCAUCAGGCACCUCAAGCUUGCUUUUCUUUUUUUUUUUAAAUCCCUUUUUUUCCUUCUUGCCUUUUCUUUGUUCUAAUACUGGAAAAUAAAACAAACCCAAAGCACGCACACGCUGUGCGCUUCUCAGGCAGUGGAGAUGAAACAGCCUCCCAUCCAGUGCAGGGAAGGUCUUGGUGUGCCUAGGCCAGGGCAGCGCUCGUCCUGCCUGGCUGGGAAGGCGUAGGGGCAAAGGAAGCCGAGCAGAUGACAUCAUCAUCUUUUCUUUUUUGUUUUUUUCUUUUUCUUUUUGUUUCGUUUUUUAAGGGAUUCCCAUCAGGUCAGGAAAAGCCAGGGCAGGGAGGUGAUGAGGGAUGCUCUGCAUGGGCACGGCUUUCCAUCCGUGCGUGUUCCUGGCUGGUUGACUCCAGCUUUCCCAAGAACCUAUUCCACUCAUUGUGCUUUCCUGGGAUGAGGAAUGCCGUCUUGCUUCCCAGGAGAGUUGUUUGCCAAGGCUGUUCUGGAAUGCUUGCGCUUGCCUUUGAGUCGUGUAGAGCAAGCCAGCCCCAGCUCUGCUCCUCAGGGUGCUGGGAGCAGCGGUUCCAUCGCCAGCCCUGGCCACAGAGGUUGAUUUUCUCCUUGGGGGAGUGGGCAAGGAGCGUAGCAGGAGUAAAGGCUCUGCAGGCCCCUCGCUUCCGGCUCUGUCGCUUCUCCAGACCUGGUGUGAUGUGGCAGUGGCUGUGCAGCCUCCUCGGAUGUUCUGCUGUCUGUCCCAGCCGUGUUGUAAAUAGAUAUGAAUCAUUAUAUAUAAAAAUAUAUCUAAUUUUUUACA
Cuculus canorus (common cuckoo) is the source of this 2330-nucleotide messenger RNA. It is a transcript of the gene ENSA, whose product is annotated as endosulfine alpha. The transcript has 3 exons. The record is from RefSeq and is a predicted model, not a curated record. Gene Ontology annotation, molecular function: protein phosphatase inhibitor activity. The coding region runs from base 90 to 443 and encodes 117 amino acids. NCBI's taxonomy places the organism in Eukaryota, Metazoa, Chordata, Aves, Cuculiformes, Cuculidae. Gene Ontology annotation, cellular component: cytoplasm.